Messenger RNA from Penicillium robsamsonii, 1287 nucleotides. RefSeq names its product putative oxalate/formate antiporter. Gene Ontology annotation, cellular component: fungal-type vacuole membrane. The record is from RefSeq and is a predicted model, not a curated record. The transcript is spliced from 2 exons. Bases 1 to 1287 code for a protein of 428 amino acids. Gene Ontology annotation, biological process: transmembrane transport. Lineage: Eukaryota; Fungi; Ascomycota; Eurotiomycetes; Eurotiales; Aspergillaceae. Gene Ontology annotation, molecular function: transmembrane transporter activity.
AUGCAUCAGGGCGUCGAUUCUAAAGAGCGCGAUUUGACCCAAAUCUCAUCGGUUGAGUUAGACCAUGAUCAAUAUCCCGAAGGUGGGUUGAAGGCGUGGUCCGUCGUUCUUGGGGCUUGGUGUGCCAUGAUUCCCUCUAUGGGACUUUUAAAUAGCCUGGGAGCUCUGCAACCUUGGACAAGCACCCACCAACUGAAGGAUUAUUCGGAGUCAAGUAUCGGCUGGAUCUAUGGAACCUACACAUUCUUCCUUUUCUUAGGAGGUGCACAAUUCGGGUGUGUUUCUAAUAUCUAUUCGCGUCCCCCAUAUUGCAAUACCUUCACCACGAAUGCCCUCACCCCUGAAGAAAUAGAAUCUGACUGUCAACAAGAAUAUUAUCAGAUAUUUUUGUCAUUCAGUGUCCUCGGAGGAAUAUCAGCUAGCACGCUUUUCACGCCUCCGUUGGCGGCUGUUGGCCAUUGGUUCAAUGUUCGACGUGGCUGGGCAACCGGAGUGGCCUGCACAGCAGGAGGCGCUGGGGGUUGUAUAUUUCCCUUGAUAAUUCUUUUUGUGGCGCCUCGCAUCGGGUUUCCGUGGGCAAUUCGAAUUAUCGCUCUCGUGUGUGCAUUGCUGUGCUCAAUUGCAUGCCUCACGCUCCGGACCAGACUUCCUCCCAAGAAAGCCAUUGCAUCCCUCGACUUUAAGGCCCUCAAAGAUAUCAAAUACGGAUCUGCGACGCUGGCUGUCUUCUUUGCUGAAUUUGCCGCUUUCGUCCCAAUCACAUACGUCACCUCCUAUACACUUCAUGCCGGCUUCGAUGAACAGUUGUCAUAUGCGAUUCUUGUCUUCCUUAAUCUUGGUGCUGUAUUCGGGCGCUUCCUACCAGGGCUGGUGGCUGACCGUAUGGGUCGGUUCAACGUCAUGAUCGUGAAUUGUUGUAUGUGUUCCCUAUUCACCCUCAUCCUUUGGCUUUGCGGUGAUCUAGUCGAGCCCAACAACUUGGGGAUUGUCAUUAGUUACGCUGUGCUGUUCGGCUUCUGGAGUGGUUCGGCUAUCAGUAUUGCACCUGUUUGCAUUUCUCAGGUCUGCGAAAUUCAAGAUUAUGGAAAGAGAGUUGGAACUACAUGGACGCUGGUCUCCUUUGGCACCCUCAUCGCUCUCCCUAUUGCAGGCGCUAUUCAGCAGCACAACAAUGGGGAGUUCUAUGGGCUAAUUAUUUUUGGAGGUGUUCUCUAUAUUACGGCCACAAUCGCUUUCGUCGUGUCUCGUGGCAUUUGCAAAGGAUGGGCUUGGGGAACCAAAUUUUAG